GACAGAUCUCUCCCUGCGCCAUUUGUGAGGGCAUUCCUCCCCCCUAUCAGCAGAGGUGACAAAACGCGAGACACGAGUCCUCAUCACCUCACCGGGACACAUUCCCGCCCUUUUUUAUGAGGCAUGCGCCCAUCUCAGGGACUGAGGGGGAGCCAUGCCUGCUGCCUACCUCACUCAAAUAGUACUAGUGUCACCAUGACAGGGAGGGAAUAUAGCAAUAAAAAAAAAUGUAUAUCUAUCCAUCUAUAUAUGUAACCCGUGGCGGGCUAUCUCCUAGAGCGUUCCCUCUGGUAUCACUGCACAUUGUGACCAGUGUGUGAGGAAUGAUAUGCUGCCUCCAUGUUUUAUAUACAUCGUAAAGCUUAUAUGAGACAUUAAAGCACAGUGCCCCGGGUUCCCCUAUAUAGCCAGCAACGGCUUGGUAACAAUGUAUAAGACCUGUGAUACAGGAGAUAGGCUUGGGUAUAACAUGACAUACUACAGCACGCACUGGGUACUGUAUAUGGUGCCCAGCCAGUGCCCUGUCAGGUGUGGACACAGAGGUCAAAGGAGCUGUGGAUGCCAUCACAGGGAGCUGUCCUGCCCGUGGACCUGCAGAGGUGUCAUUCACACGUCCUUGUCAUAUCUGUCCCCUCACCAUCUGGGCUCUUACACGAGUCUACACGCCCCAGGGGUGAUGGCCUCCUCUGGUCAUCGCUGGUCUCAGGUAACUAAUGGGCAGGCCCAGGCUAUAAAAGCUGACAGGGCGCACAGCUGACCUCAGAUCGUCUGGAGGGAAAGAUGGAGCCGACUUUGGUGACGGAGCAGGGUGGGUCUGAAGAGCGAAGACUAUCAUCCCUGGAUGUGGAGUGCCUGAGCUGUAGAUGUCUCAGGAGGAGAACACCUUACCCAAGUGGAUGUAUCCGUGUAACUAGAGGGGCAGAGCACAGGCUCCAUGCUACGUUCUGGAGACCAUGGAUGCAAAGAAGCUCUAGAAAAUCACUGCCACAAAGUUUGCCAUAUGCCAAAGGCCUGUGUGAAAAUCGUCAAGCUGGACAGAAGCCUGUAGACUACAACCACCCUGUGAGAUUAUUUUGGCCCAGAUCUAAGCCACUAGAUCUCAUGUAUGUGGAAGCAGAAGACUUAUUAAAAAAUUUUCCAGUCCAGGCCACAUUAUCCUUCUAUGACUCUGAAUCAGACACAGACAAUGAUGAAGAAAACCCUGAAGAGGAACAUGAUUCUGGUUUUGAAUCAGACUAAUAACUG
Hyla sarda is the source of this 1245-nucleotide messenger RNA. Its product is annotated as protein ripply2.2-like. Gene Ontology annotation, biological process: embryonic pattern specification; negative regulation of transcription by RNA polymerase II. Bases 781 to 1239 code for a protein of 152 amino acids. The transcript is spliced from 4 exons. The record is from RefSeq and is a predicted model, not a curated record. Gene Ontology annotation, cellular component: nucleus. NCBI's taxonomy places the organism in Eukaryota, Metazoa, Chordata, Amphibia, Anura, Hylidae.